GAGAGGUCUCAGCUCUGGCUGGCAGCAGUGACUUGUAGAGGUACCAGCCCGAGCCCUAGGAGCUCAGAAGCACUGCUGUAAACCCAGCUGUUAUCCCUCGUCACCAGUGCUAAUCCGUGUCCCAGCGUGGGUUUAAGCUUGCCGUGCCGGUUUACAGACGCGUUUCCUUUCUGGUGCCCUCUACGCUCACUCUGGGUCCGUCUGUCCGCGCAAGCAGCGGCAGCGCUGCCGCCAAAGUGAAGACACACAGAGCACUAUGUCGCUGGCAUCCUGGUUCAGGUGGAAUGAGCCCCCAAGUCGCAUCUCCCAGCGGAACCCCACAGAAAUGGUGGUUGAAACACUAAUGAUGGAGCUGAACUGGCAAACCAAGCAGGCAGAGAAGCAGCAGAGAGAGCGAGAGAAUGAGUACCGCAAGAUCAAGACCGGGGUGGACUACGGCUGGUUGGUCAGCUAUCCAAAGCAGAGCUAUGAUAUCAGCCCAGGAGAAAGGCUGCAGCUGGAGGAUAUGUGCACCAAAAUACAUCCUUCCUACUGUGGGCCCGUCAUACUCAGAUUCCGGCAGCUCGUUGCUGAAUACGAACCAGAAGUGCAAGAAGUAUCGCGGCUCUUCCGCUCUGUCCUGCAGGAAGCUGCCGACAAGAUCAAAGAGGAGGAAGACGCCAAGAAGCUUGCCAGGCAAUGGAACACAAAGAACAAAACCAGCCUCUCCUUAACGACAUUUAAAUCUCGCUCCAGGAUUUCCCCGUUCAUCAGUGACAUCAAAACCAUCUCUGAGGAUGUGGAACGGGGCACCCAGGCCACCAGGAGGGUUUGGAGCAUGCCAGAGUUUCGAAAUGCCAAGGAUUCCUGACUCUGUACUGAGUGAGGUUUUUAGACAGUGGUGGUUCUAAAUCCUACUCAACCCUCUUCUAAGCUCUACUGUUUCUUCUUUGUCCAGCUCUCUCUUCCUGCUUGUCUCUUUCAGAAGAUGUGUCCAUAGUAACGGUGGCCAAGGACCAUGGUGUGUGACACAGUUUGUCACCAGACAUGUUGGCCUUUCCCUUACUUUAGUAUCUCCUCGGUAGCCUCAAGGGCAAAGAUUACCUUCAAUCUCAUUUUUAUUACUCUUUUCUUGUGGAAAAUGAGUUAGUUUCGUGGUGUCUGUCUUUCCCCUUUUCUCUCAGUCUGGAUGUAGUUAGCUAUAAAAGCUCUGGGCCCAAGCUAGUGAGAGCUGCUGGCUGGACUUAUCUUGCUGAAAGCAAACAGCAGGUUAGAUGAGUAAGGCCUGCAGCACCAGGCCUGUGAGUUACACCUAGUAUCUGAUUUGGAACUAAAUUUUCCAGCUCAUAACCUCCCUCAGUGCUACAAGAAACUUCAUAGACCUUGCUCAGCUUUUUGUUGAUAAUUCACAAUCCUACCUGAGUAGAAAGAGAUCCAAACUUUCUGAAAUGAAAGACCACUGUUCCACAGCAACCAGUUUAUGCAUGCUCUGGUUUCUUGGGUAUUUUGUCUUUUGCACAGGCAGAAGCUCCUGAACCUUGCACCUGCAGGGUAGAUGGAAAUUUAGCAGCCUACUAUGUAGAUUUACAGGCAGCUACAUUAGUGCUGUAUCAAAUGCUGUUUUAGUCCUCGUUGUUCAGAGUUGCUGGUUAAGUGCUCCAUUCUGCAUUCCAGUAAUAAGUCAGUGGGUGGAAAUUAAUGUUUAUGGCUAAGCCUGGAAGAGGACUAAAAUACCAGUGUACAGAGAAGGUGUGGAGAAGGGUGAAGGGUAUCAGCAUUCAUCUAGAGAGGGCUCUUUGUACAGCUGCAAUAGUUGAGAUCAUUUUAGGAAGCUACUGCUUUCAGUGACUGAAGAGCUCUAGUAGAUGAUGAUUUGUUCUCAGUCAUGAGUGCUCCAAGAGCUUACCAGUAUCACAGGCUCUUGACCAGUGAGUUGACACUAUAACAAAUGAAUCUUCAGUGCAAACAGAGUAGCUUGGAGGCCAAUAUGGUUCUGCUCAGAUAUUGAAGAAACAGGAAAGUUACUAGGGCCUAUGAGCUCUAACUAUCAAAGUAAAGAGAACAGCAUGCUGUGAAAGCCAUGGGUCCUGUAGCCAAGCCAAGGGCUAGGUUGCUUUCUGGUGACCAAUGGGAGCUGAGGAAGGAGGAGAGGGAUUUCCCUGCAGGACUGGCUUUUAGAGAACUAUCCCAGUGAGGCAUAUAGCCUUCUGGGGUACCCUCUUGCUUUCUUUUGUUCAUUUCCAACCCUGAUGAUCUCUGCAGCAGCAUGUGGGUGCUAGAGCCAAAAUAAAAUCCUAUGAAGCUAUGACACCUCUGGGAAGAAUUCCAAUAUGUGAAAUCUGUCCUAGAGUAGAAAAGUAACAGCUUAUUGCUCAUAACUUCAAGUGCUACCAACACUGCAGAAAGGCAACCACUGUCUCCACCCUGCUGCAUGCAGAUUUGUAGGGGAUUUGAUGGAGAUAAAGUACGGCUCAGGAUUUGAAGACAGCAAAAAACUGCAAAGACAAGUGUGAUGGAGAGCCUGUAAGCAGGGAAGGAUGAGAUCUUAGUUCUGGAUCCCCGUUUUAGUUCUGGCUAGGGCUGGGUGCUAGGUUGGACUGGACGAUCUUGGAGGUCUCUUCCAACCUGGUUGAUUCUUUGCAGUUUCCUCCAAAGAUGGAGGAAGUCAGCACAAAACAAAGCUCUUCAAGCCUGUAGGAUUCUGGCUCUUCCUUCUGGGUGAUCUAAGAUUGAAGACAAGGCUUUCUUGCUAGCACCAGGCUGUCAUUUCCAGUCCCUUGGUGAAUGCUGCUGAGAAGAACCCUUCUAGGGACAGAAAGGGAAGCUUACUUUUGCUCAAAAACUUCCAGAUACAGCAUCCAGAUUGGGAUGAGCUAUUUCAACUCUAGGUCAAUGAGGGUGAGUCUAAAGCUUUUUGUUUUCUCAGCUGUAUGCCCCUGUGAAGUAAUGUGAUUGUAUAUAUGAAGUAAAAACAAAGGCUAGGCAGACUUAGCCUAGGUUUAGCUGUGUAGAAGAUGUAGGAUCUCUACCAAGAGAUCACAACAGUUGGCAGAAAAAAUGCUUGUGAAAAAGUUUUCACUUUUUUUCAUCUAUUUGCUACUGAAGGCCAAGUUCACAAAUUUCAUGCUACAGCUCUGUAGUAAUUUUAUUUGCACUCAUGUUCAAUUUUGACACCUUCACUAUUGAAUGCACUCAUGCAGUAUUUGGUGGACUGCUGGGAGAGACAGGACGCAUUGACACAAAGCUCAUCAUUACAUCUGUAAUGUGUUUGCCCCUCCUUCAGGAGAAUCAGGAGUAACUAACUUCCCUCUACCAAGGAAUCACCUGGAGAGCGUUCACCCAGUCACAGCGGCCUGCUAUCGUGCUGUGUCCUUCAUUAACAACCUUGGGCUAGCAGAUUCCAUUUAACAGCCAGCAGAGGGAGACAAUUCUGACCCUUGUUCAAAGCCACUUGUGUUCCAGAGGCAAGGCUUACAGUAAAGUGUAAUCCACACUUUUAAACAGUAUAAUUCUCUCUCUACCUCUUCUGCAAGAUACACUGUGCUCAUAGCAGAAUCUGAUGACAAGAGAUUAGUCAGAUACCAAACCAGGAGGUUUCUGUUCUUACUAUAUGCUAUCUAAUACUCUUGAAGGUAUGGAAGUAGCACCAUGCUUGCCUGUAGCCUGCUGCUUGGGGACUGACUCUGACCUUCUUCAUUGUGUAGGCAGCAGCAGGUCCUGAGGCAGAGGUGGUCAGGCUGAACAAGUGCUGUGCUUGUGGUGCUCGUUUUUCUGAGUAAUGCCAAAGACUGAACCAUGAAUUUGGUCACAGCAUGUAUCAACAACUACCUGCUCCUGUUUGCUUCAUCUUCAUUCCACAUUUUGUGUGGCUAAAUAGGCAUUUUAGUUCAAAUCAGGAGCAUGCAACUCCUGAUUGUCCUCACCUACUGUGUGAAGAUCCAUGGCAGUGAGCAGGCAACGUGGGAAAACUAGAGUGCUUUUGGAUGGCUCACUGCAGCUGGCUCACAGACCCUAAAGCUGGACUAAUGCUUGUCUGAAGUAAACCAGGUGUGAACACUGGGUCCUCAGCUACAACUAUCUGACUCUACAGCCUAUGCUUUUUCUACACUACUUGCUAGUGUAGACAAAAACCUAAACGAACUCCACACAUUUCUGCACAGCUGUGAUGAGACUGUCUCAUCUGUUCUUAGCCCUGUGAGCUAGUCCAGUAUCUUAAUUCUUUAAGAAGGAUAAGAAGUGAAAUACCAGCACACCAUCAUCAACAAACAAAUAAACCCAACAAGGCUCAUCCUAAAUCCUCAAUUGGUCUCUCAAAACUGAGCAUAGAAUUUGGCAUCAGCCCAGACCACUGCUGUUAUCCCACUGCUGGUAGUGUUAUGCUUUCCAAAGAACAUUGCUACAGGUGGGAAAAAGCAGUCCUAGACUUUGCAAUGUGCUCUGACAAGUAAUGCCAGCACUGCUACAACUGCUUACCUGCACUGCUGAGCUUCAAGUUGCUGAUGCUGCUCAGAGUCGCUGCUCACCUGAGAGAGACUGCAGCCCUGCUUCUACAGAUAAGCCUGGCCCAGAGGCUGCUAUGGGGUAACCAGCAGAGGUGUGCAGGAGGUGAGGUUCCUCACCCAUGUCAGCAGAUAGGUCAGCCAGCUGAUGCACCAUGAGGAACAGGAGUGAGCUUUGUCUGCUGAGAUUGCACUGUUUAUACAUUUCAUGAUGGACCCUCAGAGAAUUAAAGCAAAGCUCUGAAACAGAAAA
Molecule: messenger RNA, 4731 nt
Organism: Pogoniulus pusillus (Red-fronted tinkerbird)
Lineage: Eukaryota; Metazoa; Chordata; Aves; Piciformes; Lybiidae
Gene: RD3
Product: RD3 regulator of GUCY2D
Exons: 3
Coding region: 257-850 (197 amino acids)
Biological process (GO): retina development in camera-type eye
Source: RefSeq, a predicted model, not a curated record